CAGCUCCGCGCAUGCUCAGCAUCAACUAGAGUGGCAAUACAUACCGGCUCACGGCCAGCCGCGGCGCCUGCGCCGUAGCGGCCUGGAGUCGGUACGCGUAGGACGUUUCUCGAACCUUGACUCCGGGCCUCCGCAAGAACCUCUUUGUGCUUAGUGUCCUGUGCACACUCCUUGCAAGCGACGGAGCCAUGAGUCUGACUUCCAGCGUACGAGUUCACUCCAUGCUGGGAAUAGACAACUCUCCUCUGAGGCUGAGGCUAACCAGACUAUGCAGAACUUUCUACUCUCCAACAUUCUGUGGAACUGGGUUGAAUGGAUCGCAGCAGUUACUAUUGCUGCUGGGACAGCUGCAGUUGGUUAUCUAGCUUACAAAAGAUUUUAUGUUAAAGAUCAUCGCAACAAAUCUAUGGUAAACCUUCACAUCCAGAAAGACAACCCCAAGAUAGUACAUGCUUUUGAUAUGGAGGAUUUGGGAGAUAAAGCUGUGUAUUGCCGUUGUUGGAGGUCCAAAAAGUUCCCAUUCUGCGAUGGAUCUCACACAAAACACAACGAAGAGACUGGAGACAACGUGGGACCUCUGAUCAUCAAGAGAAAGGAAACUUAAAUAGACAGUUUUGACACUGCAAACAAACUUGUCAUGAUGUUUUCUGAUUGUUUAAUUAGAAUGACUAUGACUUCUGUCUAAUUCACCUCUCCUGGGUCCUAGAUGUUGUCUGUUGGAAACUGCAGCUUUCAUAUUCAUGGCAUUUGCCUUACUUGUUGAACCAUUGUGGUGCACAUUUGUUUAAACAAAAAAAGGAAAAAGUAAAAACCAAUUUCAUGGCUUGUGGGUUAUUUUGGUCUUGUAAGGAUCCGUUUCUUUAUGUUUAAUUAUAUUAGAAUAUAGUUCUGUAUUAAAGUUGCUAUUAAAUUAUUGUCAAAAUCCUGUAUAUGCAGGUUGUACUUAGAAGUUUCAAAGAAAAUUACCACCUUUUAUUUUUUUUUUAUUUGACAGAGAUCACAAGUAGACAGAGAGGCAGAGAGAGAGAGGAGGAGGCAGGUUCCCUGCUGAGCAGAGAGCCCAAUGUGGGGCUCGAUCCCAGGACACUGGGACCAUGACCUGAGCCGAAGGCAGAGGCCCUAACCCACUGAGCCACCCAGGCACCCCAAAUUACCACCUUUUAAUAUUACUUAGUUAACCUAGAAAGUAAAUUGGGUGUGAUUAAGGUAUAUUAAUCUCUUAAUAUAGGAAAAACCUGUUACGACCAUGAUUCUCUACUUGACAGAGAUGACACUGAGAAAAUAUAACUUCUUUAUUUUCAUAGUUUUUAAUCAAAAUGAACUUGGAAUGUUAUUCUGCUUAAUUAUAAGUGGGCCGGACCUAAAAUAAAAGGGCACAGUAGCUUCUUUAUUCAUUUUCAUGAGUAUUUAAUUGACCCAUGAAAGGAACCAAUACUGGAAAUUUAGAUCAAAGUGAUACUAGAUUUAAAGUAGUCAUGAAGAAUGUCUUAAAAUGUUAAUGUUCCAGGGUUCUAUUCCAAGAAGUGGCACUUGUAGCAGGAACAUUGAAAGAUUUGGAACACAUGAUGUCAAGCCUCUUGAACAGAGAGCCACACAUCCAUGACAGAAAUAGUAGUCACAAAGCUAGAUCAAAGGCACAGGUAGAUUUUAUUUCCCACUCUCCAAAAUCAGGCACAUGCAUAUUUCUAGUAAAGAAACUUGGGGGAGUAAAACAACUACAUUCUCUUAAAUUACAUGAUCUUAAAAGCAGAAAUUUGAAGACAAGUUUUUGUUUAUAUAAUACUUCUCAAAGACUCAGAAAUAUUGCAUUCAUUCCUGAUUCAGAAAAAAAAAUGAAAACUGAAAAUAAUUAGGAGCAAUAAAAAUAUUAAGACAGGAGUAGUUGACGGGUGGAUUUUUAGAGAUUAGUUCUUUGGGUUUUAUGGAUUAGAAGGAAAAGCCAGGACAGAAUAUAUAUGUAAUACAAACAACUUGACAAAGGUAACAAAAAUAUUCUUAUCAUUUCUUUUAAGAAGUCUACUUGAAUUCUCAGUAGUAGUCAAUAACAAGUUUCUAUGUGGUAAAAUCCAGAAUUACCAUGGAAGUCAUAGGAAUCAAACCAAAUAUCAGCAUUCCUAUAUUUCAUGUAUGAUCAGUGAUAUUUUCUAAAUGUACAGUUUUGUGUAUUACAGUAGGUAAAGUUUUUACCAGAAUUGUGUAUACUGAUAUUAAGCAGCCUAUAUGACUUAAUAUGGAUGUGACUUUAAGACACAUCUUGAAUACACAAUCUAAAAUACUACAAACCCUGAUUCUGCCUAUCAGUUUCUUAAGGUGAAUUUCUUUCCGUACCUCUGCCUCCUGUUUUAAGUAUGAGUGGGUCUGCAAAAGAAGCAUCAUGCUUUUAAAGGUUGAUUGUUUUAAGGAAAAAAAAUCCAUGAACUCCUGGUUUCUGAUAAAGGGGCAUCCCUUUAACAGACUAAACUGUAAUUUAAUUUUAAAUUUGAAAUUACGCUAUUGGUCAUGCAUUUUUAUAGCUAGUGAGGGGCGGGGAGGAAAUUAGUGCCAAUUCUCAAAACUAUUUUUCAAAGGAAUAAGAUUAUGUGUUUGUUUAUGGUGGAAUUAGAGGUGAUCGCCUAAUUGAAAUGCAGGUCUACUGUAGAAUUUUGUUAGUCCAAAAUAAUGAGAUAAAUGUAUCUUCAGGGUCAUGUUAAAAUUUUGUUUCAUGCUCUUGAACUAGAAUUCCUUUAGAAUAUUAAAACUUUCCUGUUACUUAACCUAAAAAAAUUAAGUGGGUGUGGUUAAAUUAAUGUGAUGUUUUUACACAGAAGUCAUUGUGUGUAAAUACUGUUCUCAUUUAAGCACCACGAAGUAUCUGAUUGCUUUUUUUUUUUUUGAGAAAUCAGGCAAAUUGGGUUCCCCAACACCACCACUAUUUUUUUUCUCUAUACGUUAAUGUUCCAGUGAUUUCCAAAAUAGGAUUCCAUGCUAAGUUGAGAGUUUCUAAUGUUAGGAAGAAUCUUGUUUUGCAGUGAUUGAAAGUGACACUCCUCUGUUAGUACAACAGACAUUUAUUAAGCAUCUUCCAUAGACCAUGUACUUGAGAAUGAAACAUUUUGGAUAAUUAAAAGCUUACAGAUAAGAUUAUAUCAUUUAUGAUGUAGGUUACAUAAUUAUGAUAAUUUAUGAUUUGGGGUUUUCCUUAAAUUAUACGUAUGGCUGUGUAUAACAAGUCUUUAUACUACAAAGUAAGUGGAUUUGAAUUUUCAUUAGUUAUGAAGGAUUUGGGUUUGGUUUGGUUUUAAGAUACACAUUGAUUAAGGUUCCUAAUUAGCAACAUGUUAAGUGAUUAUGUUUCUGUGAGAGUGUAUUAUCUACUAGUUGUCAGAAGCGAUGCUUCCUCUCUGAGUUUAACACAAGCUGAUUUCAGGCAAAGCCACUCACCUCUCAGCCUCUAUUUAAAAUGGUUGGAGAAGAUGGCAUUUUAGGCAAUUUAUUUGCAAAUUUUAGGACAACCCUAAAUUUUCAGCAUCCAGAAGGGGAAAAAAAAGUAAAAGGCUGAUAGGUAAUCAGCUUGAAUUUAAUUCUUAUUAUAAGAUCAUUCCAACUUUUGUGGUAUUGAAAUAUCCUUUUAUGAAAUGUUGAUAGUAUUAUUAGUUGCUUUAAAGUAUCCUUACUUGGCAAAAUAAAAAGUUGACAGCUCUG
Molecule: messenger RNA, 3681 nt
Organism: Lutra lutra (Eurasian river otter)
Lineage: Eukaryota; Metazoa; Chordata; Mammalia; Carnivora; Mustelidae
Gene: CISD1
Product: CDGSH iron sulfur domain 1
Exons: 4
Coding region: 269-604 (111 amino acids)
Biological process (GO): regulation of autophagy
Cellular component (GO): intracellular membrane-bounded organelle; mitochondrial outer membrane
Molecular function (GO): 2 iron, 2 sulfur cluster binding
Source: RefSeq, a predicted model, not a curated record